AUGCUGGCAUCAGAAUUACUUUUCGAAAUCACGCUUAUCAUUGCAAAUUUUCUUCAACCCAGCGAUAAAGCUCAGUGCUGUCUCGUGUGCAAGGCUUGGCUCCCAGCUUUCCAGGAAUCGCUUUUUGAAACCCUCCUUAUUCAGACUGAAGCCAGUGUCAACAAGCUGGUCGAUCCAACCAGUUCAGCAAGCAAACUACUUCAAAGAUAUGGUCACAGAACUCAAACUCUUGACAUCACAAAGAAUAUUUUACUGAGUCAUCGACGGUUCUUUACCCUUCAAAAACAUAUUCCUAAUCUCAAACACUUCAAAUGGAAUGAUGCAAGUGUCAGGAUACUGGGACCUACUUAUUUCGAUGUGUGGAAUUUAUGGGCAGAAUCUCUCACAAAUCUCGAAAUAACUAUGCAAUUCUGCCCUUACGAUAUACCACCAACGUCUUUUAACUCAAUACGCUCGAAUCUUCGUCGGCUGACACGGCUUAAAUUCAUUAUACCCUUUAAAACACUGUUUACCUGCACUUUUGACGACUUUGAACUCCUUAACGACCAACUACCCGAAUUGACCUACAUUUCGCUUAGUGCUCGAUUUGACGAAAUGAGUCCUGAUGAAUUACUUAAGGUUAAAAAAGUGAAGCCGAGACCCUGUUUAAAAACAUUGGAAAUGGAUAUCAAGAACACUACCUAUAACUGGCUGCAUUACCUAGCUAUCAAGUAUCCAAACAUCAACACACUUUCACGCCUUGAUUUUUCUCAGUCCGGAGCUAAUUUACAUACUUCUCAAGCUCUGAAAUUGUUUGCCGAACUUCCAUGUCCCUUUCAAAAUCUGAAAAACAUUUCUGUCCAUGCCAACACUCCGUCAGAGAAGAUUUAUCUUGAUUUUAUAAGUCAAAUUUGUCUUUUUAAUGUCCAUAUCAAGACAAUUGAUCUUAAUAUACAUAAUUCCUCGGGAGACACCGGAUCAUCAAACGAUAUGCUACAAUUAACAAAAACACUUGCAAAUACGCUGGAGAAAAUCAAAAUUGUAUACUUUCAAGAAGAUAUUCGACACUUUGGCAUGUUUGAUAAGCUGGAGUAUUAUCCUCGACUAGUUGAUCUCGAUAUCAACGUCAAAGGAGCUACUGUCAUGCUGGAUACCGUCCUAGAAAAGUGUCCAGCAUUAAAGUCUUUCGCCAUUACCGACGGUGUCCUUAAUUCUCGUCCAGAAUUUUCUUUAUUACCAAUGGAAUAUGGGCUGUCCAGUUUAUCACUCAUUUCUAUUACUGUUGCCUCAACUACACUCAACCAGCUCUCAAUAUCCUGCAAAAAUCUUAACACCAUGCAUCUCGAAACCGUAGAUAUAACAAUAUCACGACAGAAAAAUUCUGUAGACAGUUGUAUCGAUAUGUCAUCGACCCAUUUUACAAAGCUUUAUAUUAAAAGUACUCAAUUUAUUAACAUCCUUAACGAAGAUAGAAUUGCUUUGUUUUCUGUGUCUUCAUCAUUGACUCCUGCUGAAAACAUAUGGGUGUACUCUUCAUACAAUGAUUCGAUAAAAAACAGAAAAUUCCACUCAAUAACACUGAAGCUAGAAGAGGAAGAAUCGAAGGGGUGCAGUGCGUAUUUCCGUAGCUAUCCAGGAACUGUUCGUGCAGAAUACACUGAGGAGCAGCUUUAUGAGAUUUUCAAAGGUUUUUCAAUAAGUAGAUGGGCAAAAAUACUUUUUAAAGGCUAUGUUAGUUUUAAAUACGGCUCUGCAAAAAAAUUGUGUUUCAAAUGA
Phycomyces blakesleeanus NRRL 1555(-) is the source of this 1755-nucleotide messenger RNA. RefSeq lists its product as hypothetical. Bases 1 to 1755 code for a protein of 584 amino acids. The transcript is spliced from 2 exons. Gene Ontology annotation, molecular function: protein binding. The record is from RefSeq and is a predicted model, not a curated record. NCBI's taxonomy places the organism in Eukaryota, Fungi, Mucoromycota, Mucoromycetes, Mucorales, Phycomycetaceae.